GAACAAAAUAAUCCUUUCCCCGGACAACCUUAUCCCUAAAAGCUCACCGAUCUCUCUCUCUCUCUCUCUCUCUGAUUCUCUUAGCAGACGCGCCGAAAUGAGCACAAGUGGUGGAAACGACAGCGAGCGGCUAAGAACGGUGUGGACGGCAGAGAUGGAUCAGUACUUCAUCGAGCUAAUGUUGGAGCAAGUGAAGAAAGGGAACAGAUUCGACGAUCACUUGUUCAGCAAACGCGCUUGGAAGCUCAUGUCUUCCUCCUUCACCGCCAAGUUCAAGUUUCCUUACGGCAAAGACGUUUUGAAAAACAGGCACAAGACGUUGAGGAACUUGUUUAGAUCUGUGAAUAGUCUCUUGAGAGAAGAUGGGUUUAGCUGGGAUGACAUGAAGCAGAUGGUGGUUGCGGAUAAUAGCGUUUGGGAUGUCUAUCUCAAGGGUCAUCCUAAUUCAAGAUCUUUUCGGAUAAAGUCGGUACCUUUUUACAAAGAUCUGUGUUUGAUUUACUCUGAUGGAAUGUCUGAGCAGAAAGCUCCGGAGGGAGAGACCAACACUUGUAUUGAGGAAGAUGAAGGUGACAACGGACUAUAUGAAUCAAAGAAAGGAAGCGGCGGCAGCAUCUCACGGUGCAGGACUACUUGGCAUCCUCCAAUGGACAGGUAUUUCAUAACUCUGAUGUUGGACCAAGCUAGAAGUGGAAACCAGAUUGAAGGUGCUUUCAGGAAACAAGCCUGGACUGAGAUGGUUAGACUCUUCAACGCCAAGUUCGAGUCUAGCUUCACUGUGGAUGUCUUGAAGAACCGGUACAAGACUCUGAGAAGACAGUAUAAUGCGAUCAAGAGUCUUCUUGGAUCACAUGGGUUUGGUUGGGAUGAUGAGCGCCAUAUGGUUACAGCUGAUGAUAACGUCUGGCAAGACUAUAUAAAGGCUCAUAGAGAUGCAAGGCAGUUCAUGACUCGACCAAUUCCAUACUACAAAGAUUUGUGUGUGCUCUGUGGCGAUUCCGAGAAUGAAUGUUUCGUAGCUACGGACUGGUUUGAUCCCGAAGCCGAGUUCCACGAGGGUACAACCGAUUUGUCUAGUUCAAGUGAGGAAGAAGACAUCAACUCUCUUUUGUAUGAACCCAAGAACAAAAGAGAUCAUCAAACUGGUACUACUGACACAAGCCCUAUAAAGCCGAAGAAGCCUCGAGUUGAUGAAACCAAAACCAUGGGAAUAGAAGACGCGGUUGAGGCUAUUCAAGCCUUACCAGACAUGGACGAGGAACUUAUAUUAGAUGCUUGUGAUCUGCUUGAAGAUGACCUCAAGGCCAAGACUUUCUUGGCACUAAAUGUGAAAUUGCGCAAGAAAUGGUUGUUAAGGAAACUCCGGCCUCAUGUAACUUAACACCAUUAUUAGCUGUUAAAAAAAUGCAGAAAUUUUGAAAGAUAAACAGAACUUCUUUGGCUUAUAUAUUAAUAUAGACUACUCUUGUGUGCU
Messenger RNA from Raphanus sativus (radish), 1474 nucleotides. RefSeq lists its product as uncharacterized. NCBI's taxonomy places the organism in Eukaryota, Viridiplantae, Streptophyta, Magnoliopsida, Brassicales, Brassicaceae. The record is from RefSeq and is a predicted model, not a curated record. The transcript is spliced from 4 exons. The coding region runs from base 98 to 1381 and encodes 427 amino acids.